AUAAUCCAAAACUUUAUUAAAUUGCCCUACACUACACAACACAAAAUUGUACAUACACAUUCUUCUGACUCAUACAUCUUGAGCUUGUGGGUCCAUACCCAUGAUCUUCCAUUUUAGUUUCACACUUUCCCAACAUAUAUAUUCUCAAUAAUAUACCUUCCAAUCUUUCAUCCAUUUUAAAUUACUUCACACACAUUUUUUUAAUUUAAUUUCAAACUUCUUUUCCAUUUUCACAAUUCACCUUCUUCAAUAUUCAUAGUACCAACAAAAACCAAAACCUUAAUCAACAAACAUGAAUAGAAAUGGUUAUAGAGAUGAAAAAUCAUGUUGCUAUUUUCAUCCAAAACAAGUAGUUGUUGGUGUAUGUCCUUUGUGUUUGAAUGAAAGGCUUCUUUUAUUGGCUGCAAAACAAGGGCGGCGCCACCAUCAAAACCACCGUUCUUGUUCUUCUUCCUCCAAAAAAGGUUCUACUUCACAAAAGAUUCAAAAUUCAGUACAAACAAAACCACCCAAUUCUUCUUCUAUUCAUAAGAUCUUUGCUUUUGGUUCUCUCUUCACUCGUCUUGAAUCUCGUCACUGCAAAUCUAAUGGCAACUAUGAUUAUGAUGAUGUCUCUCCAAGUCCAGAAGAAGACUCAUUCAUAUCAAUCAAGUUUGAAGAAAAUGGGGUAGCCUCGUGGGAAAAGAGCACGGUCUCAAAGGUAUCCCUAGAGAAUUGCAAUAACAAUACCUCCAACUCCAACAACAAAGUAUCAUGGAACCAUCAAAGCUUGAAGGACAAAUUAGAGACCAAGAGUGUGAUUGAGCAUAGUAAGUCACGUGACAUAUUUAGGUGGAAGAAGAGGAUUGGUCACAUGUUCCAGCUCAUUAGGUGGAAAAAAACAGGUGGUAGUGUUUGCCACGUAGGCAACAAGGUUGAUGGUGGUACAGUUAAAGUCAGAAAAGGUUGGAUGAGGACUCUGACAAAGAGGAAGAAGAAGACCAUGGAAUAAAGUUUUAGUAGACUUAAAAGAAAGUGACACCAAUUAAUUUGGUCUUUGAAUUCAAGAAAAUUAAAGGUUCAAAAUCAUUACUAUUACUUACUAUUUGUUUGUCUUUAGUCUUCGCGCGUGUAUGUUUGAAAUCACGUUGGAUUUGAAAAAAUUACGGUGUUACUAUAAUUUAGUUGAAGUUUUAAAAUGUACGUAGGUUUUUGCAAAAUUACGAUGAUUAUAAUGAUUUAUCGUGAUUCUGCAAAACAUACUCGAAAUUUAAACAUGCAAAAUUCAUCACUUUGCAAUGGAGUGUGACUAAAGUUAUAUUCAUAUUGACAUAUGGUACAGUCAAAGAUAGCUUUGUUACUUUUUAUCAACAAAAAGAAAUAAAAAAUAGCUUUGUUAUCA
Messenger RNA from Trifolium pratense (red clover), 1381 nucleotides. RefSeq lists its product as uncharacterized. Lineage: Eukaryota; Viridiplantae; Streptophyta; Magnoliopsida; Fabales; Fabaceae. The coding region runs from base 293 to 991 and encodes 232 amino acids. The transcript is spliced from 2 exons. The record is from RefSeq and is a predicted model, not a curated record.